UUUGGUCUUAACGACUUUCUGCUCCUCUCACUCCUUUUACUUGGUUUGUUGGUACCAGCAGCCCAGGAAAACCAAGUACCGGCAGCUUUGAAGUCCAAGGGGAUGGCGAGGCUGUGAUGCAGACUGCUGCUGAGACUAUGGCUGCAGCUAAGAAGAGUUGUGCCAAGGUGGCAGGUGCCGUUCGCUUCUCUGAGGCCGGCGCCCCGUCGCAUGUCCACUUUGACGACAAGUUGCACGACUCUGUUGUCAUGGUAACCGCAGAGGAUGAUGGCAACUUCCUGGUUAAGGUGGGCUUUCUGAAGACACAGCACCGCUAUGAAAUCACCUUCACCCUGCCCGAGGUCCCAGCCCUUGGCAAGGACGUGUGUCCGGCGCCGCUAACAAGCCCCCACCUCCGGAUCGUCGACAUCUCGCCUGCUCUGGAGGGAGGCGUAAAGGUGACAUGCGAGUACCUUGCGCAGCAGGAGGGGGUGCUGUGUGAGGAGGUGCAGCUCCUGAGCGAGGACAACCAAGACGUGUGUGUCAAGGUCAAAGUUCACGCCAGAGUCAUGGACCGCCAUCAUGGAACACCCAUGCUGCUGGAGGGAGUCCGCUGUAUCGGGGUGGACCUCGAGUACGAUUCUGAACAGAGUGACUGGCAGGGGUUUUGACUAAUGCACACACGCACACGCUCAAUCCAGUCCUUGCCUUCAUUUUUUGGUCAAAACUAAAUUUAGCCACAAAAGGACAUGAUACAUUUUUUCCAAGUAAAUUGCAGUGAAUAUUUAAUAUUCUUGUUUGACCACAAGGGGGUACUGUAGGCUUUCAUAGUGGUGCAUGUAAAAUGGUAGGCCCUCCCUCAGCUGACCCGAAUGUUUUAAUAUAAUGUUUUAGUUUAAAGCCAUACAAUGCUAAAAUUUACAAUAAAAAGGUUCAACGUUCGCCUUCAGAACACAAGUGCCUUUGUUCUUCCUGUUCUCCUGACGUGUGGAGCAGCAACAUGACCUCCUUUUUACUAAGAUUUUCCACAGCUUUCACCUUCACUCACUGUUAUUUAUUUCUGUUUGCUUUGUGCUUUUUCGCGGCUGCUGUUUUUGUCCUUUGUACCAGUGUGUUUAGAAAAUUGUAAGUAUACCAGGUGUGUCCAAACUUUUAUAAACUGAGGGCCGCAGAUCGAACAUUCAAAGAAUGCUGUUUUGGUACAAUUUACCUUCAAAACUAGUACAACAUAGUUUUUUAAAGGGAAAAAACAGCCUACAUGUCAGCUUUGUGGUAUAUAUAUUAGCAUCAACAUUUUAACUAUUUCUCUUUACCAUACACCCGUUCCCUCUUUUAUUACACUUUUUAUGUUUAUUUGUUUUGUUUUUGUAAAAUAUUUUUUUUAAUGUGCCGCGGGCAAUCAAAAAACAAGCUGCAGGCCCGCACUUUGGACACCCCUGAAGUAUACCAUUAAUUAUGCAGUUCCUUGUUGAGAUUCUAGGUGGUAGUGUAAACUGCUCCAAAGAAUUGGUGGUGAAAGUUUGAUGGCUGCUUACUGACAUUGUUGUUUUUUACAAUUAUCUCAAUUAGUCUUGAUUAGUCAUUAUUGUCUUUAUUUAACACACACAUAACAUUUUGCUUUUUUCCACGGUAAAAAACAUGACUUUUAAAACUUGUUUUAGGUUACACAACAUUUGAUUGAACUGCUUCUUAAUGUUAUAGUUAAUGCAGACAUUACAUGAUAAUGAGAUAUAAUUUUAUGAUUCCAAUAUUUAAAUGAGUUUUUAUUUUUAACUUCCAACAAAAAUGGUAAAGGAUGGCUGUCAAAAUUUGAUGGUUCUUGUUUUGUAUUAGUAAUAUCCUUUUAAAGUGUACAUUACUGCUGUUUGAGUUGUGAAACUGAAAAUAAAAAAUAUUGGGACUCGAAA
Entelurus aequoreus (snake pipefish) is the source of this 1886-nucleotide messenger RNA. RefSeq names its product adipose secreted signaling protein (gene adisspb). The transcript has 6 exons. The coding region runs from base 117 to 650 and encodes 177 amino acids. Lineage: Eukaryota; Metazoa; Chordata; Actinopteri; Syngnathiformes; Syngnathidae. The record is from RefSeq and is a predicted model, not a curated record.